AUGACCCAAACCGACCGCCCCUCGGACGGCCUCGGCGCCGACUUCACGCGCAAUGUCGUCGAAUCCAUGGGGCCCAAGACGUCGCCGCGCAUGCGAGAGGUCAUGGCCGCGCUGAUCAAGCACAUACACGACUUUGCGCGCGAGGUCCAGCUGACGGCGGAUGAGUGGAUGGCCGGCGUGCAGAUGAUCAACUGGGCCGGCCAGAUGAGCGACAACAAGCGCAACGAGGGACAGCUGCUCUGCGACGUCAUCGGGCUCGAGUCGCUCGUCGACGACAUUACCUUUAGCGCCGCCACGAAGAGCACCAACGGGCUCACGGCCUCGGCCAUCCUCGGACCCUUCUGGAGAUCGGACACGCCGGUGCGGGACAACGGAACGAGCAUAAGCUUCGACACGCCCGCCGACGGCCAGAUGGUGUACAUGCACGGCCAAGUGACCGACGUGGCCGAUGGCAAGCCGCUGGCCAAUGCCACCGUCGACGUCUGGCAAGCGUCCACCAACGGACUCUACGAGCAGCAAGACGAAAAGCAGCAGGACCACAACCUUCGCGGCGUCUUCAAGACGGACGCCGAGGGCCGAUACUCGUAUUAUUGCCUGCGGCCCACGCCAUACCCUAUCCCGCAAGACGGGCCCGCCGGCAAGCUGCUCGAGCUCAUGGACCGACACGUCUUUCGGCCUGCGCACAUCCAUCUCAUGGUGUGCGCAAGCGGCUUCAAGUCGCUGACGACCCAGAUCUUUGACGAGGACUGUCCGUAUCUCGCCAAGGAUUCCGUCUUUGCUGUCAAGGACGAUCUCAAGGUGCGCUUUGUGCCACGCUCGGUCGAGGACCCAAAGGCCGAGUUGGAGCUCGAGUACAAUAUCAGCUUGGCGAAGACGCCAGGCGCCCUCGAUUGA
Messenger RNA from Drechmeria coniospora, 894 nucleotides. Its product is annotated as catechol dioxygenase. Gene Ontology annotation, biological process: catechol-containing compound metabolic process. Bases 1 to 894 code for a protein of 297 amino acids. The record is from RefSeq and is a predicted model, not a curated record. NCBI's taxonomy places the organism in Eukaryota, Fungi, Ascomycota, Sordariomycetes, Hypocreales, Ophiocordycipitaceae. Gene Ontology annotation, molecular function: catechol 1,2-dioxygenase activity; ferric iron binding. The transcript has 4 exons.